AUGAUCCCUCCCCUGGGACUUCAAGCUCUUCCGCCAAUGGCAACGUCCACCCUGAUGGUCUUCCUCAUGCUCCCUCCUUCCAUGGUUUUCGGCAUGGUCCUCAAACCUCACCCAUAUCACUCUUCUGGAAAGGGCCCACUACUCUCUCAUGGCAGCCUUACAUCUAAUGGCUUUCCCGAAGGCAAGACAAGACCCUGUGAUCGCAGGAGAAAUCAAGAUUCUGCACGAGCAAGUGAUAGAAUGCACUCAGUCGAGCAUGAAAUUAUUGUGCCACACACAAGUCCAACGCAACUAAACCGCACAGCCCCCUCAAACAGUUUGGAUCAUGGGCCCCUCCCCCACAGCAGAAAUGACCGCACUCCUCCCAGACCAAUAAACUUGUACUCCCAUCCAAAGAGAUCACUCAUCUGCAGAAAUCUCUCCCUCGGUACAAUGAACGUAAGAGGGUUUAACACCAUUGUUUCGUUUCUUAAAGAGCAACUUCUCCAUCUAGACAUCUUGGCUAUUCAAGAACAUUGGCUCCUCGCCCAAAACUGCCCCAAGUUGAACAGUGUUUCUAAUGAGCAUCUCGUCCUCCACAAGCCCGCCGAGAGAAUCAAUGGCUCACUUAAUCUCCGCACCCAACGUGGGAAAGGUGGUUUAGCCAUUUUUAUCAGGAAAUCUCUGGUUAUGGACUGCUGGGAAAUCAAGUGCCCGUCACCUAGAUUACUUGCUGCUCACGUCAAGGUUAAAGAAUCCACAGAAACUUUCACCUUUGUAAGUUGCUACCUACCCUGUGGAGUGUCCAACGCAGAUCAAAUUGAAUAUCAUUCCUGCCUUUCUCACCUCUCAUACCUACUUGAGAGCACUAAGAGCACUUCUGCCAUCAUUAUGGGAGACAUCAACGUGGAUAUAAUUCACCCUAACACCAAGAAGACUCUUGCUAUCCUUCAGGAUUUCCUGAAUCGAGAGAACCUCUGUUGUCUUACCUCUAGUCAUUUUAGCCCCGACACCUACACCUUCCAGUCCGACGAUGGGAGACACAAGUCAUGUAUUGAUACUAUCAUUGCUCCUUCCAGAGAUGAACAUCUUUUUAGCAACAUCUCAACGGUGGAAAAUGACCCAACCAAUACCUCUGACCACCUUCUGAUCAUUGCAUCCCGUUCGUAUGAAGCCUGCUACUCUGAUCGCCGCAUUUUACACUCCCAAAUCCCCUCCUCGAUCCAACGACUCAAAGUUAAGUGGCAGGACGUAGACCAGGCUACCAUCGAGGAGAUGUAUACAGUCCCAAUGGAGAAGAUAUCUCUGAAUCUGUUCCGCAGUCUCAGUAACAUAGAUCAUAUUCCUCUCUCAGAGGCUGAGAACUUGCUGUCUUCAUUUUCUGAUUUCAUGGUCUCUUACUCUGUGAAUCUGCCACACACCCUCCCAAAUGGGAAGAAGAAAGGGAAGGCAGAAUGGAAUGGUGAGGUUAGUCAGGCUUAUAAGCUGGCUAAGGAGUCGCGGAAGACCUGGCUACUGACCGAAACCACCAACAAGGACCAGGCCAAUGAAGACUGCAUCAUCGCAAAGAAGUCCUUCAGAAAGUGCUUACGACAGUCCAGAGCGCAUUUGAGGAACAAUCUUUUCUCUGAAAUUGAAUCUGCCUCUGCGUCAAACAGCAAGCUAUUUUAUCGUCUUGUCAAAAUUAAUCGUGGCUCGGACUCUUUGCAUUGUGAAGUUGAUCAUCUCUCCUACGGCGACCAUGAUUACAAAGGUGAUGAAAUGCUUCUUGGCUGGCAACUUUAUUUCACUGCCCUUUCCUCUGAUGGCUCCAACACCUCUCACAUAAGCUCCGCUCAAGGACAAUCUCCGGCAGUUUUCCUGCCCCAUGAGGAUUCCUCUGCUCCUGAGUUAAGACAUGGUAUCCAACUUACAUCAAAAGACCUGGAUGAGGCUAUCAAGCACCUAAAGUUGGGCAAGGCUGCUGGCGAGGACAAUGUUUCUCCUGAACAUCUGAAGCACCUGGGUGACACAGCUCGUCGUCUUCUACUUGCCCUGUUCAACACCUUCCUACAUCAUGCCCACUGCCCGAAAAUCUUCAAGCAAGGCCUCAUUCCCCCUCUUCACAAGGGUAAAGGGAAGGAUCCACAUGACCCAAGGAACUACAGAGGCAUUACUCUUACAUCUGUACUAUGCAAACUUCUAGAACUCUGCCUCAAACCACAACUGAUACGUCAGCUCUACAUCAGCGACACACCCGAUCAACUCCAGUUUGGUUUCAGGAAGGGAUUCUCAUGUGCCCUCACAUCCAUCUCACUUGAGUUGAUCAUCGAACUGAACACUGCACAUAAAUUCCCUACAUAUCUUGCUCUCCUGGAUGCAGAGAAGGCCUUUGACACCGUGUGGCAUAGAGGGCUCUUCGAGAAGCUUAAGUCAUCUCAUCUAGACCCCAGUAUUCAGGACAUGUUAGAAUCAAUGUACCAUGGGAUUGAAAGCAAGGUCUUCUGGAAGGGUGCAGCCAGUAACCCAAUCCCCAUCACCCAAGGCGUACGUCAAGGAGGGGUCAUGUCUCCUUUACUCUACACAGCUUUUGUGGACGGUCUGAUCAAGGAGCUGCGAGAGAAGAACCUCGGCAGCUCAAUAGACGGCCGAUUCUCUGGUGUUGUUGUUCUUGCGGAUGAUGUCGCACUGGUUGCCAACUCUCCAGACGAGCUUCAGCUGAUGCUUGAUGCCACAUUCAACUAUGCAGGGCUCUGGCACUAUAAAAUCAACCCUACCAAAAGUGCAGUGAUUGUCUUCAACAACACCAAACAUCCCACAAGAUCCUCCUGGACAGUCAAUGGAAGUAUUGUUGAUGUAAAAACCAGUCAUCCCCACCUUGGGAUCUCAAAAUCCGGUUCUCGGUCCGACCUGACCGACAGCAUCAUCGGAACUGGCCUUCGAGCAUUCUACUCCCUGUCUGGCUCUGGGGCAUAUACUGGCGGCCUCACCCCCAUGUUGGUCACACACCUUUGGCGAACCUUCUGUAUUCCAAGGAUGUUGCAUGGCGCUUCUAUUACUAAACUCACUAAAUCCAUGCUGCAGAAGCUCGACAAAGCUCAAACGCACCUAUUCAAGAGGGUUCUUGGAGUCCCAAUAACAGCUGCAGACGAGAUAGUACAUCUUCUCACCAACCUCUUGCCUCUCUCCAUCCAGAUAGAUCUCGAUAGAUUGCUCCUUUUCGGCCAACUCUCCAAUUUGGAUCACAACCGUUAUGAAUACCGGACAUUUCUAGCAGCUCUCGGAGCAUGGACUCCCACUAUCCAAAUAAUCCAGGACACGUUGAGAAAGUAUGACCUUCCUGAUCUUCACACCAAUAUCUCGAAACCACUUCCUUACUCCACCUUUAAGAAACUGGUUAAAGAUCCAGACCGGACCCGAAAAUGA
Messenger RNA from Lytechinus pictus (painted urchin), 3384 nucleotides. RefSeq lists its product as uncharacterized. Gene Ontology annotation, molecular function: catalytic activity. Bases 1 to 3384 code for a protein of 1127 amino acids. The record is from RefSeq and is a predicted model, not a curated record. The transcript has a single exon. Lineage: Eukaryota; Metazoa; Echinodermata; Echinoidea; Temnopleuroida; Toxopneustidae.